AUGUCAAAGAAAGAGGAAAACCUUGUUCUAUCUAUCGGAAUCUAUCUAUCUAUCUAUCUAUCUAUGGAUGUUUUAACCCUGUUCAAAUAUAUCUAUACGUUCUGUUCAUAUCUAUGUCGGUCUGUUUAUAUCUAUCUUCUUCAACCUACCUACCUAUCUAUCUAUUUAUCAAGACAUUUGUUGCCUCUAUCUAUCACAUUCUCUCGUGCCCCUGUAUUGGACAUCUAUCUCAUUCUGUUCAAAUAUAUCUAUCACAUUCUUUUCAUAUCUAUGCCAGUCUGUUCAUAUCUAUCUAUCUAUCUAUCUAUCUAUCUAUCUAUCUAUCUAUCUAUCUAUUACAUUCUCUUCAACAUCUAUCUAUCUAUCUAUCUAUCUAUCACAUUCUCUUCAACAUCUAUCUAUCUAUCUAUCUAUCUAUCUAUCUAUCACAUUCUCUUCAACAUCUCUCUAUCUAUCUUUCUCAGCCUGUUCAUUAUCUAUCUAUCUAUCUAUCUAUCUAUCUAUCUAUCUCUAUAA
Messenger RNA from Acanthosepion pharaonis, 516 nucleotides. The record is from the annotation of a GenBank genome assembly. Lineage: Eukaryota; Metazoa; Mollusca; Cephalopoda; Sepiida; Sepiidae.